AUGGUUGGUGUAUUUAAUCGCUACCGCUCAAUUCCUAAUUCCACUCAUUCUCUCUCACUGCUGAUAGCUGACGACGCCGCUGAGGCGGUGAAUCACGGCGCAGCCGCCAUACUGGUGUCCAAUCACGGCGCCCGACAGAUUGACGGAGAACCAUCAACGAUCGAGUGCCUGCCGGAAGUGGUGCGUGCUGUGGCGGGCCGCUGCGAGGUGUACCUGGAUGGUGGCGUGCGCUGCGGCACCGACGUCGUCAAGGCGCUGUGCCUCGGUGCAAGGGCCGUGUUCAUCGGCAGGCCCGUGCUCUGGGGGCUUGCUUUCAAGGGCAAGGAAGGCGUGGACCAAGUACUGACCAUCUUGCGCUCGGAGCUGGACCGCGCCAUGGGACUUCUGGGUUGCCGCACCAUUAGCGACCUCACUCCAGACCUGGUGGUUCGCGAGGAGCGUUUUUCCAGGCUCUGACUCGCCUACUAUAUUCCCAUCAUUCUUUCAAUAAAAGCGGUAAUGGGGA
Molecule: messenger RNA, 505 nt
Organism: Rhipicephalus sanguineus (brown dog tick)
Lineage: Eukaryota; Metazoa; Arthropoda; Arachnida; Ixodida; Ixodidae
Product: 2-Hydroxyacid oxidase 1-like
Exons: 5
Coding region: 1-456 (151 amino acids)
Molecular function (GO): oxidoreductase activity
Source: RefSeq, a predicted model, not a curated record